UGGCGUCAUUGCUGAGCGCAUGGACCUCAGAUUGUUUCUUAGCGUUGGCAUGAUUUUGUCUGCAGUCUUUAAUGUGAUGUUUGGUCUGGGCUAUACCUUCAAUAUCCAUGUACUCUCAUACUAUCUGGUUGCUCAGGCAUUAAGUGGUAUAGUUCAGGCUACAGGAUGGCCAGGUGUUGUGGCAGUCGUUGGAAACUGGUUUGGGAAAGGAAGUCGAGGUUUGAUAUUUGGCAUAUGGAACUCUCACACUUCAUUAGGUAACAUCUUAGGAUCUGUGAUUGCAGCAGCGUUUGUUUCAACAGCUUGGUCACUUUCCUUUAUUGUCCCUGGUCUCAUUAUUGGUGCAAUGGGAAUACUAGUGUUCUUUCUUUUGGUUCCUGAGCCAUCCUUGCUUGGGUUGCCUAAUCCUAACAGUUAUGAGGAUUCUCCAGCUGGAGUGUCUCCUCCACCACGCCGCCGAAACUUGCCCGUUUAUGCUGAAGGACCAGAAGAAGAAAGAGCAUCACUUAUAGAUAAUGAGAUGGAAGAACUGUUGAUAGAUUCAAGAAUGCUGGGAAAUUCAUGUAGAGCACAAGAAUCACCAGUAUCUUCAUAUAAUGGCAGUGAUAAGACACCAUCCAGGGUUGUGGAAGAAAAGGCAAUAAAUUACUUCAGUGCCCUGAAAAUUCCUGGGGUUGUGGAGUUUUCCCUCUGCUUAUUCUUCGCAAAACUUGUAUCAUACACUUUUCUCUACUGGCUGCCAAAUUAUAUAAAGAACAGUACAUCAUAUAGUCCAGCUGAAAGUGGCAAUCUGUCUACCUUGUUUGAUGUGGGUGGAAUUAUUGGAGCUAUUACAGCUGGAAUACUUCGAGACCGUACUGGAAUGCCUGCGUGUACGUGUGCUGUUAUGCUCAUCAUGGCUGUGCCAAUGAUGUUUGUGUACCAUCUGUAUGGGGAUUUAACCUUUGGGUUCAAUGUUUUCCUUCUCAUAGUAGUAGGGAUUCUAGUAAAUGGCCCAUAUGCAUUGAUAACAACAGCAGUUUCAGCUGAUCUUGGAACUCACGAAUCCAUAAGGGGCAACGCAAAAGCUCUAGCUACAGUAUCUUCAAUUAUUGAUGGCACUGGCUCUAUAGGUGCAGCUGUUGGGCCACUUAUUGCAGGCCCAAUAUCUCAAACUGGUUGGGGUAAUGUGUUUUAUAUGCUUAUGGGAGCUAAUGUACUUGCACUCCUGCUCUUGACACGUUUGGUCAUUCAUGAAGUUAAAGAUUUCCUUCUGAUAUGUAGGCAAAGAAGACAGACUUCACCUUUGUGAUUAUAAGUUACUGUAUUUGAACAAUUCAUCAUCUAGAUGUUCGUUAUGUGCACUGCAAAUUAUCUGCUGUCGCUGUUCUUGAUUGUGCAUACUGUUUUGGAACACUAGAUAUGUGCCUACACCUUUUUAAAAGUUGUUUGUGCACAUUUUAGCUGUUGUGUGUGAGAAAUCUGUGAUGUAAAUAACUGGUGUUUAAAUACACCAGAUUAUAAGCCUCAGAUAAUGUAUUUUUAUACUGCAUUUCUAGCAGACCAUGCGUUUUUUAUCAACAUGGGUUGUAACAUAAAAUUACUUUUAAGAAAACAUUUGUGAAGGUUUUCAUGUUACGUAACACCUCUUAUUUCAGCAUUCUGAGAUCUCUUCUUAAAAAAAUUAAUAUCUUCAUUUCCAGUUGUCAGAAAUUAAUCCAUGAAAAGGGUUUUGGCACAAAUGAAAAUGUUAGUACGUACUAUAGUACAACAAAUUUAGGAAGAGACUUUGGCAGUUCAUUUGAGCCAGUGCUCUGAUGCCAUACAUAUCAUAGUCCAGUAUCAGAUAUUCAUGUUUAUUUCAAGAUAGAUGAAGAAAUGGAUGGUGUCGGGCAUAUAGUAUAUUCUUCAUGCUGAAAUUUAUUUUAUUUUUUUAAUCAUCAUUACUAUUUUCUACUUAGAAUUUAUAAUAUACUUAAAAAUGUGGCAUAUGUUUUGAUGAUGAGCCAGUUUUUGUAUCAACUUAAGAGGUCAUUUAUGGGACAGUUAAGCAGUUUAACUCAUGAAAAAAUUGAAGAUUGUUCUCUUUAGAUACCGUUAUUGAAGGGCCACGCUUGAUACACCAUGACAUUAGACCACUUCAAUAAAUUAUCUUUAUGAAAUUCUACUACAUUUCUGUGUUAGCAAGAAAAUUCCUACAUUUGAAAAGAUUUCAUUGUAGUGAUUAAUAUACUGUACUGUAUAGGUUUUAUAUGAGGCAAAGUUUUAAAAAAUAUAAAUUGUUUACACAAAGCAGAAGAAAAUUAAUAAGAAAAUGCAAAUAUAUGACGUAAAAAUUACUGUAUAGAAAAUGAAAAUAAAAAGAUUUAAAAAUCGAAUGCACAUCUAAUUGAAAUGUUAGGUCUUUUUACAUUUUUCAUAGUGCUUUCACAUAUUUUGAAUUUUAUGUGAAAUUGGGUAGCUACAUAAAAGAAAAACAUCCAUUAUAAGCAAACUAGUAAAUAUGCAGAGUAUCACAUAUAAACAAUAGGAAAAGUGAAGCCAGAAGGUUAAACUGGAUUUACACAAUUCUACAAUUAUAAAAAACAAAUUGUAGUAUUCCUGAAGAAAACAGGCUUCUCUUGAUAAGAAUGAGAUUUAAAGGAUUAGGAAGAAGUGGCACCAACAUACUGACCCAAGAAAGCGGCAAGUCUUCCUAAAUUUGUCACACUAUAGUCAUUAAGUUUCUUCAUUUUAUUUGAUAUAUGAUGAAGGAAAAUUAUUUAUUGGAAAUCUAAAGGACUAACCCUAGCCAUUUCACUGAACUACAUUCUGAUAUAUUCACACGGAGAUACUUAGUGUUUUUCACUGUCAAAGAAAUUUUCAUAUUCACCAAGCAUAUGUAAAAUAUUUUUUUUUUUUUUUGUAAUAGUUUUAUUAUAUAUGUACUGUAAUGCAUUCCAUAAUGUUGUGCUACUUCAUUGAUUAUAAGCAAGGAUUUGUUAUAAAUUAAAUUUAUCCUAAAAUAUGCAGCUCCAAGUAUAUUGAGUGAACCUUUACUUUUUAGUACUAUUAGAAACAAUUCUUGUAUAGGUAGUGUUAGUUGAUUUGCCAGUUUAUGUGAUGAAAAUGAUGUAAUUUAAUAUCGGAAUGAAUUAAUUUAAACUGUACUUUCCUUCAGUAUCUUUAAAAAGUGCUUGGGAGUGGUGUAGGACUGAAUGACAAAUAUAACAAUGUGAAGUUCCCAGCCACUUAAUUAAGAACAAUCAGUGAUUAAUUAUGGCCAAGAACAAUCAGUGAUUAAGUAUAUGGCCCAGGGUCUCACAACUGUUGGCUCGAGUGGAGGUCUGGACCUUAAUUCUGUGGAAUCAGACACUUUUAAAUACUUUCAACUAUUUAUGGCAUAUUGGUCAAGAUUCCCUAUUGAAUAGUAGGUCUUGUAAAUGUGAUUUACUUCCUUAGUUGAACUCGUAUCAAGUUAAAACAUUCAUUUAUUUUAUUGAUAUUGUUUCUUGUACAUGAGUUUGAUAACAAUAGUUAACUUAGGUAAUAUAAAACUUUUAUUUUUUAAAAGUAAAUAUUCUUUCUUACAUUAUAUAGUUACACAAAAAUACUGAUAUCGAGUGUAAGGAUUGAUCUCACAAAUAGGGAUAUUGUUAGAGAAUAGUGAUAUAUACAAAGAUCUGAUUUACUUAUCCAGUUUCUUCCUCAAUGUUUUCACAGUACUUGGAUACUGUCUAUGUAUUUUAUCAUCAGAAAAUAAGUGGACUUUCUAGUCUCACUUUUAAAUGUAUUAUUUUUACUAUGAUGAAUCAAAGUGUUUGAACAUGCAAUGCAUGGUCAAAUUUGAGUAAAUAUAUACAGUAUUAAAAUGACAAAUGUAAAUCAUUAAAUUUAAAUUGGUGUGUGUGUGUGUGAAAUGUUUUAUUGUUGUUAUGGAAGUGUUUAAGUGUAUAUUAUUUGUAUGUUAAAAAUAUGAUAUCUGAACUCCCAA
This is a messenger RNA of Macrobrachium nipponense, 3952 nucleotides long. Its product is annotated as glucose-6-phosphate exchanger SLC37A2-like. Gene Ontology annotation, cellular component: membrane. The record is from RefSeq and is a predicted model, not a curated record. Lineage: Eukaryota; Metazoa; Arthropoda; Malacostraca; Decapoda; Palaemonidae. Gene Ontology annotation, biological process: transmembrane transport. Gene Ontology annotation, molecular function: transmembrane transporter activity.